CGUAAUGGCGACGUCGCGAGCGCCGGACGCGUGUCGGGUCCUGGUGGUGGGCGCCGGCCUGACGGGCAGUUUGUGCGCCUGCCUUCUCAGGAGGACCUUUCGGGACAAAGUCGACCUCGUCGUGUGGGACAAAGCUCGCGGAACAGGAGGAAGGAUGUCCACGUACCGCCCUCCCGACCCUUCGUACCAACCCGUCGACCUGGGAGCUCAGUACGUCACGGCCACCCGCGAGUACGCUCGCGCGCACCACAGGUUAGGCCGCCGAACGAACGGCGCGAUCCGCCGGCCGCGCCGAUGUCGACGUCGUUUCCCCGCGUGCAGUUUCUACUCCGAGUUGCUGGCGGCGGGGGUCCUGCGCCCCCUGGACUGCGCGGUGGAAGGUUUGCGGGCCAAAGAGGGCGCCGUCGACUACGUGGCGCCGCUGGGCAUGGGCGCCGUGGUCAAACACUUCCUGAAGCAGUCAGGAGCCCGCGUCUUCCUGGAACAUCACCUGAGCGGCGUGUAUCGCCGCGGCGCUUCGUGGGAAGUGCGCAGGAAGGAAGGCGGCGACGGCCAAAGCUUCGACGCGCUCCUCUUGACCAUCCCCGUGCCCCAGAUUCUGCAGCUCCAAGGCGACCUAAAGGACGUUUUAUCCGACCGGCAGAAGCAGCUGUUGCAGGGCGUGUCGUACUCGUCGCGUUUCGCGCUGGCGCUCUUCUUUGCUCCCGGGACCGACUUGGGCGUGCCCUGGGCCGUGCGCUACUUCAACAACUACAACGAGGACGACGGCGGCGGCGGCGAGCCCAGAAUUGUUUGCUACGCCGCCGUGGAGCCUCGCAAACGCGCCGCAGAGGAGGAGGCGGGCCGCGGGCCGGCGUUGGUCGUCCACACCGGCGCGCCCUUCGGCCUGCGCCACCUCGAGAGCGACGCCGAGGCGGUGCGACCCGUCGUCUUGCGAGAACUGCGACGGCUCCUGCCGGAUCUGCCUGAGCCCGUCGCCGUCAAGUGCCACAAGUGGCGCUAUUCGCAGGUUGCGAGCGCGGCGGACGGGUGCCCGGGUCACAUGGUGCUGUCGGACCGCCCCCCGCUGGUAUUGGCGGGCGACGCCUUCACGCACUCCAACUUUGACGGCUGCGUGGCGUCGGCGCUCAGCGCGCUCGCCGCCCUGGGGAACCUCGUCUGACAGGAAGCCUCCCCUGCGAACGACCGCCGCCACGCCGCAAGGUGUUCGUGGGAGCUAGCCCUGCCUGCGCCGGUUGGCCUCAUCCCGAAGGCAGGGGCGCCGUAUAGGGGUGAAAAGUGACAUGAUUUCUAAGGACCCAUGCCCUGAUGGGGCCCACAAAGAAAAUUAGAACAUGAAGUAAUCAUUUGCACAAUAAAAUAUGAAUCAUUGUAAUUUUAUUAGGACUAAAACGAAGGCUUUCUUGUUUUGUUUUUGGAAAAAAGUCAACACCCAGAGAGCAUAUGUAUUCCCAGCCACCAACCCCCCCUCCCCCAACCCCUGUAUUUAAUGAAAUGGUUUGGUCCACCCCUCUUUCAAUCAGACAGGGAGCAGCGGUGCGCAUUUACACCAGGCAAUGACUCUGCGUGCGUGGUAGUGCAGAAAUGUUUUCAAAAGAAAAAUCGGGUUAUCAAAAGAGGAAAGCAAAACAGGAGAGGGGUAGAAAAGGCCAACCGGAUGUGAGAAAGUACUUCACAAAGGAAGGUUGGUGUCUUGUGUCAGUGCAGUGCUGAAACUAAACUUGCUAUCUAAGCCCACUCCAGCCCCAUCUGGAACCUUGCGAUGUCUAUUACAAAGCUCCGAAGCGAGGUCCCAGCUCACUCUGUAAGAAAUACGGGAUUUUCCCGGCCUCAAUGAGCGACAUUCACCUAUUCAAAAACAUGAAUUCCAAAUCGUGACGGCAUUUUUUUGGUAUCCUACUGAUGAAAUCAAAUCCAAUUUCACCAGAAUGCUUGAUACUCUAAAUGUGUGUGUGCCGGCACUGGUGGUGGGGCCAAAAGUGAUAUCUUUUGAUGGGGCCACGGCAGCGCCCUUGCCCGCGGGGGUUGCCGAGUUGGGCUGCGGUCAUCUGCCUUUCAGAAUAAAUGUUCUUUUCUGAGAAAAUUGUCAGGAUCACUUCUUCAGGUCUCGGCUAGGAUAUAUUUCCUCAACUGAACAAGCAGUUGUUUUGUUUUCAAUCAACAAAGUUUUGCAGACGAGGUUGCCUUUCAUACUGAAUUGUACUGACAUGUACGGGAAACCAAUUUCUCCCAAGCAAUGGCGUAGCUUUGAACAAAACAUCAGUAGGGACGAUAUAACCUGCAUGUAGACUUUUUGCAGGGGAUGGACGGGACAUUCAUAAGACUGAACAGACUGGGUGAACGGCUACAUUUCUUGACAUUAUGAACCUAAUGAACUGAUAGGCUAAAUGAUCAAUGCAAAAUAAAUCUGUAUUGACUUUUUAGUGUUUUGGUUCAGGUGAUACACAGUUUGAUUCAAACCUUUGUUUUGAAAACCUAAAGAAACAUUUUGAAACCUUCCAGAAGAAAUGUCUGGAUUUUAUGAGCAAAUUUCAAUUGCAAAAUUUGAACCCAAAUUAUGAACAUAUAAAAGAAAUACAAACUUGUUCAUCAUCAUCACUUAACUACUUAUAAAGGAGUAAUUCUUAGUUUUCUACAUUUCUUAGUUUAAUUAACAUUAACAGUAAAAAACAUACAGGAGGAUAUUUUUCUCAGCGCAGCUUCCUCCUCAAGUUCGAGAAAUUCCCACAGAUUAAUAUUACGCUAACUCUAAUGCGGGUCGGACUUUCAGUCGCUCAAUCAGUGGUGUGUUCCCCACCACCACAACAUUGACGUCUUUUUACAUGAAUUACAGUGGCUGCUGUCGGCAGGAGAAAAAAAAAACAAUUCUAAUAUCCCUCGUUUUCAAAGGGGGUGGAGGGAGCCGGCAUUUCUGUUGGGCAGUGAAUGCGUCUGUGUAUUUGUGAGUGGGUUAAGUUAUCAGCCAAUCAAACGUGCGUUUGAGGGAAAAAAUGGACUGGCACAUGCAGCAAGUGAAAAGGGGGCAAUGUAAGGCUGAACAUAAUGAAAGUACUGUAAUUCACGGGUCAAUUCUAUCCUUACAACGUAUGGGAAGAUCAUCUAAAUGACCUAUAUAACUGAAGUCAAUAUAUAAUGCAAAUAAGGUUGCUUAGAAGUUGGUGCGUCCUGAUUAUUUAGUAGUAUGUUUAAGUUGUUGCGUUAUUUUACCAGUGGCGCCCCCAGGGGGUGGCCACGGCCACCCCUAUAAAUUUGUUGGCCACCCCACUGGCCACCCUGCUUGCCACUAAAUCGUAGAUUGUUGUAGCAUCAAUUAUGCAUUUCAUCCCAAAUUCAAAUCUGCUAGCAUCUGUUUUUCCCCCAGUAAUUAUUUUGUUUUGUUAAAUGUACACCUUCUGCCUAAUAUAUACAUAACCCAAUAAAACAAAAUUGUCGUGGAACUCAAAAUGUUGACUGGACAGUUAUGGACUAUGCACAUUAAAUCAUUAGUAACUAGGAGUGUCAAACAAUUAAAAUUUUUAAUCGAGUUAAUUACAGCUUAAAAAUUAAUUAAU
Corythoichthys intestinalis (scribbled pipefish) is the source of this 3551-nucleotide messenger RNA. RefSeq names its product renalase, FAD-dependent amine oxidase (gene rnls). The record is from RefSeq and is a predicted model, not a curated record. The transcript is spliced from 6 exons. Gene Ontology annotation, cellular component: extracellular region. Gene Ontology annotation, molecular function: oxidoreductase activity, acting on NAD(P)H. Lineage: Eukaryota; Metazoa; Chordata; Actinopteri; Syngnathiformes; Syngnathidae. Bases 5 to 1162 code for a protein of 385 amino acids.